Molecule: messenger RNA, 1889 nt
Organism: Stegodyphus dumicola
Lineage: Eukaryota; Metazoa; Arthropoda; Arachnida; Araneae; Eresidae
Product: adhesion G protein-coupled receptor L3-like
Biological process (GO): G protein-coupled receptor signaling pathway; cell surface receptor signaling pathway
Cellular component (GO): plasma membrane
Molecular function (GO): G protein-coupled receptor activity
Source: RefSeq, a predicted model, not a curated record
UUCAUCAGCAACAUACCGCGGUUGACAAAACCCAUACUUAUUAGCUGAGUUAGUUUUUAAGUUAUUAGAGUUCACACACGAUGUUUUGUAGACCUGAUGUUUUUAUUUUUAGCAAGGACGUUUCAUGAUUGAUAGAAUAUGCAUUAUUUUUCAUGCUGGAUAAAAAUUGGGAUAUUCUUUGCAGUAGCAUUAGCGACAGCUCAUACAACAGAGCCAUCAAUGACAGAUUUGAAAGAAAUAAAACGCAAGUGGGACGAAUGCUGCAAAACUAAUAUAUGCAUUCAUAAUUCUUGUUAUUCGAUGGAAUGGAGAGCUUCUGGAUGGUCUGUUGUAAGGCAACGAUGUCAGGGUCGAUAUCCAGACUGGCCUUAUGCGGUUGAUAUCUUUCGCCUUCAAAAUGAAGCCGAUGUAGAAAUUCUUUCAGAGAUGCUCAAAGACCCACCACCUCAUAUGGCAGAUAAGACACCAAUCCCGACUGCAAUUUGGACCAGCGGAACACGGUGUCCGCAAGUAACUUCACAAGGUGUAAGAAUGGUUACACGCUGGACUUCAUCAAACCAUACUUUUCCUGAAUGGCUGGAAAAAAAAGUCAGUGUUACUUCUACUCCAGUUACCGGAAAUGUAUAUAGUUGCCAAUUUCUUGUCAUUUCCACUUCUGGAAGUAAAGCUGACAUCAAAUAUGACUUUCAGGAGCAGUCAACUCGCAAUGUUGCUAUAUGCGAAUUUUGGCUCCCAAUGGAUAUACAAACAACUACUACAAGCAAAAGAACUGAAAUUUCGACUACUGAAGCAGAUAUCACUUCAACCAUCACAGAAGAAGGUAUCACUUCAUCCAGCACAGAAACAGAUGCCACAUCAACAAGCAUAAAAACAGAUAACAUUCCAGCAAGCACGAAAGGACUUGGAAGUACACCUGAUGUCACUACUUUUAUUACAACAGCUGUGACAUUCAUGAAAAGUAAGACCUUUGCACCUGGAAAGUUGGUGUCACAGGAAUCUUCGAAACAACAAAUUGUUACAAUGACUAUGGAGCCGGUGGUUGCAAAUUCAACAUUUACAAACACUUUGACAUCUACAGCAAAGCCUAAAUAUUGUAAACAAACAGAAGAAGCUGGAAUAAUAUGGCCAGAUACAGAAGCUGGUACUGUAGCAAAUAUAAGCUGUCCGGAAGGAAUGAUUGGAUAUGCUCAAUGGAAGUGUGACGAAAGAUCCUUGGAGUUUAUUCCAAAUAAACCUCACAUACAAGACUGCAAGCAUGUAUGGAUUAAAAACUUAGAAGACAGCGUUAAAAAACGGGAAGACGCGGUAAAAAUUUCAUAUAAACUGGCAGAAGAAACACGGUACCAGGAUAUGUCCCAUGGAGAUAUUUCUGCCCUGGUUGACUUGUCAGCUAAAGUUCUUCAUCUUUACUCUGAACAGAAAGGAGAAGAAGAAUACGAAAUUGCAGGAACACAGAAAAGGCCACCCGUAUCCUACAAUUUCACUCGUUCUAUGGUGGCAUCUUUCAGCAAUAUACUCAGAGCUGAGAUCAAAAAGGCAUGGGAAAUUUUACCUGAGAUACACCAAACAAGAGUUGCAAGCAAAAUUUUGAUGCUGGUUACAACUAUGGGGAGUCGUCUAAGUUGUAUUAGGAUGUCUCAAGACAAGUUACAGUUUACUGUUAAAGAAGAAAAUAUUGAUCUUCAAACCUUUAUAUUGGAUAACAAGAAAAAGGACGAAGUUGACUUAAUAGUUUUUCCACAAGAAGCUGGUGGUGUCAGAGCAAGUAGUUUAAUCUCAUUGUCAUCAGAUCUAGGCCUGAAGAAUCGAUUAUCACCUUGCACAAAUUAUAAUUCAGCAGUCGGUGUCAUUUAUAACAAUGUUGGCGAUUUCUUGAAGGAUCAGAAAUU